ACGUCGUGGAGUAGCAACAAUACAACAGUAAUUAGCCUCCCACCCUGCAACCAGUCCCUUCCACCCCUCUUUCAAUUUUCUCUCUCCUCCGAACGACGUCGUUGACGACUUAGGGUUUCUUAACGAUCGAUUUCCAUGGCGAUGCAAACUGGAAUUGGCUUAUCUAGGCUCAUCUUCAUAGUCGGAGCUGGUUAUACAGGAACAAUCCUUGUCAAAAACGGAAAAUUAUCCGACAUAAUCGGCGAACUUCAGGCUUUGGUGAAGGGUUUGGAGAAGUCUGGUGAUUCUGCCAAUGUUGAUUCUGAUCCAAUUGCUGCACAGGUACGCUGGUUGGCACAAGAGGUGCGGCAACUAGCCUCAUCAAGACAAAUUACAGUGGUGAAUGGUGGUUCUGGUGGGACAGAUAUGUCAUCUCUUAUUCUUCCGGCGGCCACCUUAGGUGCUCUGGGAUAUGGGUAUAUGUGGUGGAAGGGAUUUUCUUUCUCCGAUCUUAUGUAUGUCACCAAGCGUAAUAUGGCAGCGGCAGUGGCCAAUCUGACAACAAACUUGGACAAUAUUAAAGACAGGCUUUCUAAAGUUAAGGUACACUUGACCCAGAGGAUUGAAAACCUGGAUGGGAAAAUUGACGAGCAGAGGGAGUUGUCAAAAAUAAUUCAUAAUGAGGUUUGUGAUACUCGCGGCGAUAUCGACAAAGUGACCAACGAGUUAUACGCCUUGAGGGACACAGUUUUUAGUUUGGAGGACAAGAUGUGUUCAUUUGAAGAUAAACAGAUCCUUACACUCAAGGGUGUGGACUACCUGUGCCAAUUCGUUAAUGGGAAGACUAUGAAGGUGGCUGGCCUUUCUCAAUACGUUCAGGAUCAACUCAAAGUUACUGGGAAAUCUCGUCCUCAGCUCCCAUCUACAGAUUCUUUUGGCCUUCAGGGCCUCAAAGAGAUCGCAGAAGAGAUCAGAUCUAUUAAAGAUGAUGACUUGAGGUCAAAUGAACAGCCAACAAGAAGUGUGACGAGGUCUGCUUCAGCCAAGUCUUCAAAGGUCUAGACAAGGCGGUUUUACUGGAUUCUUUUAGGUUGCUGUCGGGGAAGAAAAGUUUACAUAUGGCGAAUAAAACUUCGUAAUGGUAUAUAUUAGUAAGCAGAAGAACUGCAGGAAGGAAAACCAUGAUAAUUCUUUUUUCAAUAUCAAUUUCUUUUAUUCGCUACCAUCCUUGCAUUGCCUGUUUUUAUAAUCAAAGUUCGAUGUGCAUCUUGAGCUUCAAGAUCUAAGAGUGGUAUUUUUGUUGCCUUUGUUUCAUUAUAAUUCACGCUUGUGAGUUGUGAUCGUAGAAUCUGAAGUACCAGCAGAAUGAUUUAUAUAUGUAUGAUUCACUAUUUUUAUCUCA
Beta vulgaris subsp. vulgaris (sugar beet) is the source of this 1381-nucleotide messenger RNA. RefSeq lists its product as hypothetical. The record is from RefSeq and is a predicted model, not a curated record. NCBI's taxonomy places the organism in Eukaryota, Viridiplantae, Streptophyta, Magnoliopsida, Caryophyllales, Amaranthaceae. The transcript has 13 exons. Bases 136 to 1041 code for a protein of 301 amino acids.